Molecule: messenger RNA, 507 nt
Organism: Arctia plantaginis
Lineage: Eukaryota; Metazoa; Arthropoda; Insecta; Lepidoptera; Erebidae
Source: the annotation of a GenBank genome assembly
AUGUCAGAGCCACAGUCUUCGCUUUUAUUAAAAAAGCAGCUAGCUGAAUUGAACAAAAAUCCAGUGGAAGGGUUUUCUGCUGGGUUAAUAGAUGACAAUGACAUAUAUAGGUGGGAAGUCCUCAUCAUUGGUCCUCCAGACACGUUAUAUGAGGGUGGAUUUUUCAAAGCACACUUACACUUUCCUAAGGAAUAUCCUCUGAGACCUCCUCGAAUGAAAUUUGUUACCGAAAUAUGGCAUCCGAACAUUGAAAAGAACGGAGAUGUGUGCAUAUCUAUACUUCAUGAACCUGGAGAUGACAAAUGGGGUUAUGAAAAAGCAUCAGAAAGGUGGUUACCAGUUCACACAGUUGAGACCAUUCUUAUAAGUGUUAUUUCCAUGCUGGCAGAUCCAAACGACGAGAGUCCUGCUAAUGUUGACGCUGCAAAGGAAUGGAGAGAAUCAUAUUCGGAGUUUAAAAGGAAAGUAGCACAGUGUGUGAGAAAGAGCCAAGAGGAUUGUUCCUAA